Messenger RNA from Ceratitis capitata (Mediterranean fruit fly), 2427 nucleotides. RefSeq lists its product as uncharacterized. The record is from RefSeq and is a predicted model, not a curated record. NCBI's taxonomy places the organism in Eukaryota, Metazoa, Arthropoda, Insecta, Diptera, Tephritidae. The coding region runs from base 858 to 2363 and encodes 501 amino acids. The transcript has 8 exons.
GCUCCAACAAAAAAAGCGAAGAGCUGCCAAAAUACCAACAUUCAUUAAGCAGAGCGUAUUCAAUUCGUUUGGACGUUUGAACGCGGAUAUGACAAUUUGUAUGUCCGAUUGCCGUUUGAGUGAACGGAAGCGGAAAAGCGCGCGCAUACUUAAACAAUUCGGUUAAAUAAACGCCUUAACAAUAACAACAAAAUCAUCUGUGCUCAGAAAAUUUUCGUGAUGUUCUACAUAUACAUAAAUGCAUACUUACAAAUCUUUCUAUGUACAUCCGCAGUGUAAUUUAAGACAUUCUAAGCCCUGAAAAGGCGGUGUCUGUCGUGUCGUGAAGAAAGAAAGUGAAAAGCUCACGUGCCAAAUAGUAGAAGAGAAUACACAAGUUGUGUAUGAAGUGUGUAAUAGAUAAUAACACAAAAGUUAUAUACAAACAUACAAACAUACAUACAAAGCUGUGUAUUUUCGCCUAGAAAGCAAUAAAAGUGUGGUAAGUGUACUUUGUGGGUUCCUGGGUUCGCCAAAAAAAAGUGAAAAUUAUCUGCAUACGAGUACGUAAAAAUUUGUAUAUAAAAACUUGUGCGUGCUUAGCAACGGCAAAUUCGGCAGGAUACUUAGCACACAGUUGAUUUGCUGGAAAGCACUUCAACGGUGGCACAUAAGUAAAAAGCCCGCUUUCCAGUAGGGAGCAUGUUUGCAACUGGAUACAUGAAAUUUUGAGUGCCGAGCCCAAAAAUUCAAUAGUUGCCCAAUGUCCCCGGCAUACCAACAACUGAGUUGCUGUUAUAAGUGAAUUGCUGUUGUUGUUUUCUACAUUUACACCUCAUUAAAGCAUUCCUCAACAAAAUCAUACAACGCGUAACAUCAUGACCUUCUAUUGGUGGUCCCAUUGGUUCUGGAUAACAACGUUGAGCACUGUCCUUCUUAGCAUAACAUUCGUGCAAACAUAUCCCAGUCAAGAGAUUUCCUUAGAGUACAAUCAAAAUAGUAAAACGGUGAAAGCAAUUACAAAACUACAACAACAGACAACGGCAAAUCCAGCAUGGACUGCAACUACGCCAGCACCUGUAGCGGCAGCGAAUACGGACGAUGGAGACAAAGAAGCAGGAAUUAUUGAGUCAAUACAACAAGAGAGAUUAGACGAUAGUGCCGAAAGCGCCGAGGAAGAGUCGCAUAGCGAGAAGGUGGACGAGCAACUCAUACCAGAGCAGCCUGAAGGCGAGUUAGAGGAACUGGCAGCCCGAAGGCAAGAUAAUAUUGUAGACGAUGAGAGUCAACACGAAAAUAUACCCAGUGCGGAGGACGCAGACUAUAAACGAUCUGCAGAGGGUUUCAAUAAAACGUUAGCAGCUUCUAAAGAAGACGUAGAUGAGAAUGAUGAUGAUGGAAGUUUUGAGGAGCCACACGUCGCCGCAGUAGUGACCGAACAAAGAUCAGCACCUCUCGCAGACGAGCAAGACACAGAGAAAUUGAAACGUGUUGAAGUGGAAAUGAGCAAUUACACUAACCACACUCGUAGCCAACCAGAUGUCAGAACUAAUGCCACAGCAGCACACGAGCUCAACAGUACCGUAGCGCAAACGCGCCCUUUGGAUGCGCCCAAAACACGUUUAAACAGUUCAACUGCGUCUGCCGUAACAACAAAGUCCCGCUUGGAUGCCAGACACUCCGACACAUUGGAGUGGUUGAAUGCAAUGGCAGCAGCAGCAGCACUGCCGGUGCCCAAGCUACUCACCAAUAUGCCACAAGCUACCGAAAUCGACCGUGAAGUGGUCACUGGGCCAACAGAAUCGGCUGUAGACACAGCCGGCGCGGUGACGACACAACAACGCAUACCCUUCACAUUGGAGAAUGCCAAUAAAGAGGAAGAAUUGCGACGUGCCGAAAACGAGCAUCGUUCACGCAAAUCGAAAGUACUCUCAGCUGAGUACAAGCACAUUAAUCGCUUCAUUAAUUACUCAUCGGAUACAAAGAGUCUGCUGACGCGUAGCGCUUCCACAGCGCCCAAUGAUUUCGAUGGCGGUGAAGAGGGUAAUAUCUCCUCGGAGGCGCUUUCGAUACAGCGCACCUACUUCCUGGACGCCGGCGCUAUAUCCGCCAUUUGUUUCACCAUAUUCGGGGUUUGUUGCACCAUGGGCACCAUUGGCAUAGUGCUCUAUCGCCGUAGAUAUCUCAAUAAACCGCAGGCGUUGAGCGAGCCCGAUUCGAGUGUCUACAUUGAUGAUAGCACGAUGCGUUUAAUUUCUUUUGAUGAUUUACAGGAUAAUUCUGAUGAGAUGUAUAGUUUGGAUAAUGAUUCAUUUCUCAAUUCAUUGGAGGCGAUGACAAUACAAAAUUACUGGACGGACACCGUUAAACAUACAAAGCUUUAAUUUUUGUUUUUUUUUUCAAUAAAUAUUGUAGUUUAAUUAUAAAUAUAAAUACGAGUAUAUACAU